CGCCCAAAUUGAACCACUUCUCGACAAAAUUAAAUUGAAAGCGAAAGGUCAAGAGGACAAGAGAAGACUCUGGAAGACAAAGAGGGAGAAACAAAUUUGAGUAAUGCCAAGCAGCAUUAACAAACUUGGCUGAAGUGAGGAUUUUUGGGCUUUUUAAUCCUGCAUCAAGAUUUCAAAGACAAUCUUGUCCUAAACAAAUGAGCUUUUGUUCUUUUGGAUUUGUUUAAAGGAUGGCUGUGUAAGGAGGCAUACAUGAAGUCACCCUCCCUGCUUCCAAUGUUCCCAUUUAACAUUAACAACACAAGCCUCCUCAGACAGUGCUGUAAACUCUGAUCUUUAGAAGAAGAAAACAGUUUAAUAAAAACAUUCAACUUAAAUUAACACCAUAUCUUAAUUACCAGAUGUAUAUCCUGCUGCCUAACAUGCACAUUUACUGACCUACAAACUUUACAACCCCCUCGAGGAUUUAAUUCAACUUUACAACUGCCAGACAUAUUCAAUUAAAAGGAGCCACAGCUCUGUAUCUGAAGCCAUGGAUGGGAGAACAGAGAGCGUCCAGGAUUUCUUCAACCAACUUUGGAGCUUCGCUACGGACAAACACAACCAGGGGGUGUAUAACACCGUCUGCCUGGUGGUCCUCUUAACUCUUCCCCUGCUGGUCCUCCUCACUACUUUGGUGGUGUGCUGCCACUGCUGCUUCUGUCGCCAUGCCAACAACUGCUGUUGCUGCAAAGAUGCCAUGGCAACCACAAGGUCAGAAACGAAGAAGAGAAAGAACUCCGCUGAGGACUUGUGGAUCUCUGUCAAGACGGGGCCGAUGACGCCCGACAGGGUCGCCCUGGCCAUGGUGUAGGAAUCCUUUUUUGUUCUCACUUUGAGAUUUCUGAUCCUGGGUCAGUUGGUGCAGUUAAACUAGCUUAAACUAGCUUGGACUCAAAAGACGUUGUUCAAACUAACGGGAAGGACCUCACAUUGUAAUGGGCACAGAUUUAGCCGAAAUACGGGAACAGAUUCUUGUUAUUAUGUAUAAUAAUGCUGUUUGUGGAGAAUGUUUACAACAUUUGGUAUGACAUAUGCAGAGGCAUACACAUACCUGCAAGUGUGUGUGUGUGUGUGUGUGUGUGUGUGUGUGUGUGUGUGUAUGUUUGUGUGUGAGUGGGUUAGAAAGAGAGAGUGUGUGUGAGAGAGAAGUACAGUGUUAUCAAGAACACUUUGUUCUUAGAGCUCCCAUGUGAAAUUCAGAGCAACUGUAUUUAGGAGAGAGAGACAAUUUAAGGUCUGCCCAGAGGUCAGAUGGCUGUAAUCCCGCCUACUUUUCCACCCAGGCAGCAAUCUAGACUCGUGAUUGAGUCUCUCUUCUAAAAAAAAAAAAGCUACUGAUGCGAAAAAAGUUUUGAAGAAAACUAUUACUUUGAUGUCUUUCCACAUACUUAAUUUGAUAGAGUGUAGGCCACAGUUCUACUAGUUUUAUUUUUGAAUGGCACAGCAUUCAAGUCAAGUGAUCCUUAAAUGCACAAUUCAUAUUGUAAGGAAAAACAUAAUAUUGAAAUCUGUUCUCCUUCCCAAUUUUGUAUGUACUGAUUAACGGUAUCUUUAUCUUCACUGUAUGCUUGUCAGCGUGGUCCUAAAUGUUCUGAUGCACAUCUCUUAUUAUUUCAUCACUGUAUAUCAAAAAAUAUGAUUGUCGUUGAGUUGUUAAUUUCCCUUGUUAAUUGUUACUAGAGAUAUUUAGGAUUAAAAUGACUAUAUAAUAUUACGGAGUAAAAUGUAGAUUUCUUUCAACAAAGAAUGAGCAACACAACAGAUAAUUGUAUUUUAUAUGUUUUAUAUUUUUUUAUUUAUCUUAAAUUGUCCCUAUAGUGAUUUUAAUUGUAAUUCUCUGAUAUUUGACAUUGGUCUGGGUUUGUUUAAAUCAAUCAUGUAUGUACAUUCAUCUGCAUUGAAUUACGUUCAUUUGAGAAUCAAACAAUCUCAGUCAAAGUCAAAUUAUUAAACUCUGCAUGUGAAUACACAAUAUAUUGUCAAAGAAAAUUAGUUUAAAAAGUAUUCAAAAGCUAUUUCUGAAAUGAGUCAAUUAAAAAGGAAAGAAGAAAAUAA
This is a messenger RNA of Cyclopterus lumpus (lumpfish), 2097 nucleotides long. RefSeq lists its product as uncharacterized. Bases 533 to 853 code for a protein of 106 amino acids. Lineage: Eukaryota; Metazoa; Chordata; Actinopteri; Perciformes; Cyclopteridae. The transcript has a single exon. The record is from RefSeq and is a predicted model, not a curated record.